AUCACGUAAUCAUUUUUCUUCACAAGAAUAAUCAUCACACUCAAAUUUAUAUACAUAUCUCUCGCUCUAUAUAUUCAUAAAUUAUCUUCUCAUAAAGUGGAAUCUAUGGAUAAUAGAUGGCCAAAAUCUAAAGAAAUCUUGGGCCCGAGACCACCUCCAUUGAAAAUUCGUAAAGAGUCUCACAAGAUCAUCAAGAAACCACCAUUGGUGCCACAGCCACGACUACAACCACCGGAACCCGCACCACCCCAACUACAGCAUCAAGAACCGAUGCAAUCACAACAGCCACGUGGUCCGGUGAUCAUAUACACCGUAUCUCCCAAAAUUAUCCAUACGCACCCUAAUAAUUUCAUGGCACUGGUUCAGCGUCUCACAGGGAACACCUCUGCCUCUACAACCUCAUCUUCGGCGUCUCAAUCCAUAUUAGCACCAAACAACAUGUCAGCAACGGUAGAUACAUCCUGCAGUUCGCUAUCUCCGGCGGCUCGGUAUGUUGUGAUGGAGAAAGAUAAUGCCUCAAACGAAGUAGGGUUUGUAGGUGGUGUAGAGACCACUGAUCAAUCUUAUUAUUAUCAUCAUCAUCAAAACCGAGUUCUGGACAUCCCAAAUUCUUACAAUGGUGGGAUUUUACCUCCGGACCCCACUUCGCUGCCGUUGACAUCGCAGGAGUUCCUUUCUACAGUUGCACCACCGAACGACCCACAAGAUUUGUCGGCGUUGUUCAGUAACUUUAACUCUAUCCUACAAACUAGUCCUCCAAAGAUUCCAUCUCCUUCCAUGGACCUUUUCAACAAUUUUUUUGAUUCUUGACUGGAAUCUUAUUUGAAGUUGAACUGGUUAACAAGUGUUAUAGAGGGUGACACAUGAUGUUGUUUACGUUUUUCAUCAUAUUUUUAGGAGACUCUCAUAAAAAUAGAAGGUUCCUCCUACUUUUGCAUGCCGUGAUGAUGACGUCAUUUGUUAGAAUCAUAUUGGCAACU
Brassica napus (rape) is the source of this 980-nucleotide messenger RNA. RefSeq names its product nuclear speckle RNA-binding protein B-like. Bases 106 to 810 code for a protein of 234 amino acids. The record is from RefSeq and is a predicted model, not a curated record. Gene Ontology annotation, cellular component: nucleus. NCBI's taxonomy places the organism in Eukaryota, Viridiplantae, Streptophyta, Magnoliopsida, Brassicales, Brassicaceae. The transcript has a single exon.